CGAAGAAUUCAUAUAAGUUUAUAGUCUCAAUUUAUUAAAAAUAAUCGACUAAUGAAAUUCCAGUUGAAGUAGAGGGAGAAAAAAAGAAAGUGAAUUUGAUGAAAAUAGAUUAGUUUCUUUCUGAAGUUAGCUUUUGGCAAGGAAAGAGAGGGGUCAUUGGGAAAGAAUGUGAAGAGUGAGCUGUUGCUUUGCCAAAAACAAGCCCUAGAUGUUGUUGUUUUAACUGAAAAUGAACAUCUUUUCCAGGUGUAAAUUCACACCAUAUACUGCAAUGCUGGUUAGGGUUCUUCAUGAAUCCAAAAUUAAAUUUCUUUGCUCGUCUAAUUAAAACCCACCAAUUGAUUGACAAAAUGAGAAAAUUAGAAGUGGGAUCGACAGGAAUAUAGCUGGGGCUCAUUAUCUUGGGAGUUAGUGAAAUCUCUACGUGUUUAAUUCAAUCGUUAAAUUUUGGACAUAAUUAGCUUUCGAAUACAUUUAGUUUCAUUCCAAUCAUUUGAGUUAUAGUUAGGAACAGCGAGAAAUAAAUUUCAUAUACAUCGUCAAACUUCAUCAUAGCUGUCAAACAAAAGUUGGAUGGUAUUUACUGGGCUCAACACUUGAAAAGAUCAUUGUAUAUCGUUACAUGACCACCGAACCAUCCUAUAUGUGUUCAGCUAUUGAUCUUGUUGAACUUCAUAUGGGCAUUAUUAACAUACGGUAAUGACGGAUUUGUGCAACAGUUCGCCAAUGAUUGAAUUUUGUUCGGAGGAACGUUAUAACAAUGUAAUUUAAUGCAUAUUUUCUACUUUUUUCUGGCCAUUUGAGCUAUUGAGAUAAAUCGAUGAUACAACGAAUAGCUUAUGAGAUAGUUUUAUUGUCCGUCAAGUAAUUAGUUAGUCUGAUAGCACCUGCAGGAAUAUCUACCUUUGGUGUUUGUCAACUGUUUAUACUUAUUCAACGCUCAAUUACGUAGACGCAAAACACUUAGAACGUGAAGUUUCAACUUGCUGCAAAAAGAAAGAAGACAGUAAUGGCUUCUUGGUUGUAGGGUUUGUGGAGCAUUGAAGUUAAGAAAAUGACAAAGGCAGGCUGGCACAAACACAGACAAAGGUGCUAGGGUUUGAGGGGCAUCAAAUGACAAAAAAAAAUUUGGUGUUGGGCUGAGAUGGGCUUUGUGUCCAAAGAAUUGGCCUCAAGUUGGGAGGAAAGAACAUGGAUUGUUACUACAGCCCAACAUCAUCUUCAAAACAAAAGUAUAAAAAAAUAAACUAUUUUAAGGUUAUUUUAUUAUGAUCGCUUAACCGUUCAUCACUUUGUGUGACCAUUUAUAACGAACAAUCAAUCAUUGAUAUUGGUGUAAAUGUUCUGUUAGCAAAUCUAAACUAUUCGCGAGAUUAAGAUUCUCAAACACAAGUACUGAGAAAAUUUUUCAUCAGAUACAUAGUUAAGCCAAAUUUUUUUUUUUUUCUAAUCGACCAACACGAGACCAUAAAUUCUUGACACACGAGAUUACGAUUCCCAAUAUAUUAGAGGAUUCUCGACAAUGCACAUACUAAUUAACAUGAUAUUUUUUGUAACUAUAAAAUAAACUAGAAAGAUCUAAAUUGACUUCAAUCAGGUAAGUCAAACAAGUCGAUCACACUCAUAUUCAUCUAAAGAAAAGUCUAUAUUUACAAGAAUCAUAGAGCUAUUAUACAUAUUUUUGUAAGUAUAAAAGAAACUAGAAAAAUCUUAAGAAUUAAGCUAGGCGUUGAAUGAGUAUGACGAUAUUUUGAAUCGACUUCACGACAUAAGCCAAACAAGGAUCCUACUCACAUUCAUCGAAAGGAAAAUCAACACAUGCAAGAAGAAUCGACCUACUAUACAUUAUAUCAUUCCAAAUUUCCAAUCUCCUCCAAGGCUACAAGAUUUGUUCAACUACAACACAUGCAUACUUGAUACUUCUACCCACUAAUACAAUGCAAAUUGGACCAUUUAUUGUUACUAUUAAUGAACUAAUGCUUCUGUCAAAACAAAAAACAAAAAAAAAAGACACCAUUUGAUAGUUUAGUUGGUUGUGGUCUUGUGGAUGAAGACCAAAACGAAGAGACCCUAAGAGAGGAAAGUGAAAUAUGGAAUAUUAUGUGACGCAGCAAGGAAAACGACUGAAGUAAUGGAGCAUGGGUUCGUGAGGCAAUAUUUACUCCAUGGCUGGAGUUCAGGGAUCUGUAAGAUCUUCCAUUUACAUCAAACGUACCAUUCGUUCUGAGAUCUGUAAAAUCUUCCAUGUGGGACGUAAACAAACACAAAUUUAUGGCAAAGAAUAAUAUUCCCCAGUCUACCCUACAACUGAUUUUGGCCAUAGGUCAUCAUCACCUGCUUUAGCUCAACUUAAUUAGCGGUAGAAGCUAAGACACUCUGUGUUAGUCAAUGGUAUAAUCCACUACUGAAUGUCUUCCAACAAUUUAGAUUAGAUUAUUGAGAUCAAUUGAUUCUCGACAAGUGGUAUAUUUGAGCUCCUUGAAUUGGGAGAACCACGAUAUACAACGUGAGAUCCUACCUUAUAGUUAAACACGCGUUGAAAACAAACGCACCUGCGAUUUUGAAGCACAGGACGAACUCAUGAUUUUCAGACUACAAAAUUUACCACCACACUACGCAUCGGGUUUUGCUCAAAGAUUUCUCUGGCUUUAGUUAACACUAAAAAGUUUAUGAACAACGUUGAUCAUUACCAGUGCUUUCAUAUAAAAGUUGAAUUUGUUUCACAUCGUUAAAGGUGAAAUUUCAAUUGUGCAAUAAACAAAUUUGAGGAAUUUGUACAAAAAGGAAAAGGAGUACAAAUUGAAUUUGCUAUUCCAUAAGGUUAAUGUAAAUGUUUAAUUUGUACCAUAAAGAAACUUGACGGAAGUAAUUAUAAGUAAUAUUUUUUAAAAUUUAACUAUCAUUGACACAAGCUCGAAAAUUUUGACUAUACAGGUGUAUUUUGUCCCCGAUGUUUAUCGGCAUAGUAUACCAGAGUUCUUACUUCUUAUAUAUACACCUACACUACACAACUUCAUUCCGAGCAAAACCAAACAUUCCUUCGAGUUGAGAGCACGUACUGUACACUAUAUCAAAAUGGUACAAGCGAAGAAGAAGUUCAGAGGCGUGAGGCAACGCCGUUGGGGCUCAUGGGUCUCAGAGAUUCGCCACCCGUUGCUGAAGACGAGGGUAUGGCUGGGAACGUUCGAGACGGCGGACGAAGCGGCCAGAGCUUACGACGAAGCCGCCGUCCUCAUGAGCGGCCGCAACGCCAAGACCAACUUUCCCUCUUCAUCACCCGCCGCUAAAACGACGUCGGGUCUGAGCGCCAGGCUGCGGGAAAAGUACUGCGGCAAAGCGGUGUCGUCGUCUUCGCUGACUUGCUUGAGGCUGGAUACUGAGAGCUGCCACAUUGGUGUUUGGCAGAAGCGGGCCGGGGACUCGAAAUGGGUCGUGAGGGUUGAUGAUCAUCAGCUUGCUGCUGCUGGGAAGGCGGUGGAGGGAAGCGGUGGCGGUGGCGGCGGAGGAGGAGGAGAGUUUGGUGGUGGUUCUUCGUCGGACGACAAGGUAAUUAGUAGUGUGGAAGAAGGAGGAAUGUUAGAAGAAGAGGAAAGGGUUGCAUUGCAAAUGAUAGAGGAGCUUCUUCAUUAACUAAUAUAUAGGGAUUAUAACU
Molecule: messenger RNA, 3652 nt
Organism: Linum trigynum
Lineage: Eukaryota; Viridiplantae; Streptophyta; Magnoliopsida; Malpighiales; Linaceae
Source: the annotation of a GenBank genome assembly